UUUUUUCUCAAAAAAAUAAAAAUACGCUGAAUUUUGCCAAAUAAUAACAAAUUAAAGUUGUUUCCGCAGCGGAUUAUUAAUUAAAAUAAACUUAUAUACAUAAAAUGGCAUCGCCUUUAGAACAAUUUGUUAACAAUGUACGAACGUCUUCUGCUGCAGGAAACUUUAGAGAAUUAUGUGAUGUUAUAGGAAAAUCAGAUGAAAUAUUGCAACGCAAUAGUGCACAUCUAAAUACAGUCCUAGAGACCCUGGAUAUCCAACAACAUUCUCUGGGUGUUUUAGCAGUUCUCGUCGCUAAGUAUUCAGUUACACAGACUGACGUCGAUAAGUCAUCUAUGGUGCAGCAAAUUCAAGAGUUUAUUAGUAACUGCAAUGGAGAGCAAGUACGCUUUGCGCCAGAUUUGUAUGCUGAGCUAUGUCACCGCCUUACAGAAUAUCUUGUUGAAGUUAAACAACCGAUUAGGGGUAUAGAAAUAUUGAAGAGAGCCAUCAGAAAAAUUCAGCUAUUUGAUUCCCAACUUACGUCUAUACAUGCAGAUUUGUGCCAAUUGUGUUUAUUAGCCAAGUGUAUUAAACCGGCUAUGGAGUUUCUAGAUACUGAUGUUACUGGAAUAAGUUCAGAGCUUGGCGGGAACAAUGACUCAAAACAUUUUCUUCUGUAUUAUUACUAUGGUGGCAUGAUUUACACGGCCAUGAAAAAUUAUGACCGAGCUCUCUAUUUCUUUGAAGUGGCAGUUACAGUGCCAGCCAUGGUUGUUUCACAUAUAAUGCUCGAAGCCUACAAGAAAUAUAUUUUAAUUUCACUAAUUCUACAUGGAAAGAUCCAUCCGAUGCCGAAAUAUACAUCACAAGUUGUAUGCCGCUUUUUGAAACCAUUAUCUUUUGCAUACCAUGAACUGGCUACAUCACAACAUGCAGCAAUCAAACAUAGAGAAACAUUUGUUAGAGACAAAAAUAUGGGCCUUGUUAACCAGGUUUUAAGUUCCAUGUACAAAAAAAACAUUCAAAGACUGACAAAAACAUUCUUGACUCUUUCCCUGAGUGACGUCGCUUCUCGCGUGCAGCUGUCUGGUCCUGCGCAAGCUGAAUCGUACAUACUUAAUAUGAUUGAAGAAGGCGAAAUAUAUGCCCUGAUAAAUCAGAAAGAUGGCAUGGUUGUUUUCCUCGAUAACCCCGAGAAGUAUUCAUCACCGGAAACUCUCAGUGUUCUUGAGCAGCAAAUGACGAGCUGCAUCAAACUACACCAAUACAUCCAGGAGAUGGAUGAACAAAUACAAGUCAACCCCCAAUAUGUCAAAAAAUCAUGUGGAACUCAUGACGAGGAUAUCGCAGCUGCAAGUCAAAAUUCAAAAACAACAUACACCAUGUAAAAAUUAUAUAUUUUAUAUAAAUAAAUAAUAAGAAACACAA
Aricia agestis (brown argus) is the source of this 1410-nucleotide messenger RNA. It is a transcript of the gene CSN3, whose product is annotated as COP9 signalosome complex subunit 3. Gene Ontology annotation, biological process: ubiquitin-dependent protein catabolic process. The coding region runs from base 105 to 1370 and encodes 421 amino acids. Gene Ontology annotation, cellular component: COP9 signalosome. The transcript is spliced from 9 exons. The record is from RefSeq and is a predicted model, not a curated record. Lineage: Eukaryota; Metazoa; Arthropoda; Insecta; Lepidoptera; Lycaenidae.